UAAAAAAAAUUGUACCUACUAACAAUAGAAGUUUGCAGAGAUUUUAAAUUAGAUGUGAGGGCAGGGCACCUAAUGCGUUGGGUUUGGCAGCCACAAUUUGCAUUUGAUAGCGAAAAUUCAAAGUGAACGGUUUACGUAGAAAUUUGAGUGAGCAUUCGUUUAACCGAUUUAAAAAAGAAAUUGCAUAAGUUCUCAUAUUUUUCAAUAUUUUAACCGUUAUGGAUGGAAAACGGAAGAAAACGCGCCAGCGGAAUCGGCCAAGAAAUAAAGCAAAUCGUUUAAAGGAGGACAUCGGUCAGAGCUCGAAUAGUGAAUUAAAUAACACUGAGAGCGUAGCGUUAAAUAUUGUGGGUCAACAAAAAACACUUGUUAACGAAUGUGUCAAUGAGAAUUACGGAGCGCAAACAAGAACCACGCCGAGUGGUAGUGAAUUGCCAACGCAAACACCGCAAGAUUCGGACAAUGGUUUGAGAUUACUACAACAAAUGAUGCGCACAAAGCUUUUACAGCAAGGCAAAAAGAGCGAAAAAGGCAAUGUUGAUACAAAAGCCACUGAAAAGAUCGAUAAAAAGGGUCAAAAGAGUAGUGCUAGUUUGAGCAAAGGCAAAGAAAGUGGUAAAACUACAAAUGGGAAAGCGGCAGCGGCAAACAAAAGCCCGCCAGAUAACAAUUUACAAAAGCAAAGUGCAUUUGUUGCGAGUUUGCAGAGAAAAUUAGAGAGUUCAGUGGCAAACGGCAGCACCGACUUACCUAAUACUUUAUUGGAAAACCUACAAAAAUUACUGCAUGAGGGACCAAUAAGUGAUGUAGAGUCCUCAGACGACGAGGAGGAUUACAUCGAGUAUAUUUAUAGACCGCGGCAAUAUUUUUUGGUCGCCCUUUGCAAUUUUUGUAAAGAUGAGCUUACAGCGGAAACGAAAACUGUCUGCAAACGUUGCAAAUUGGCAUAUUACUGUUCGGGCCAGCAUAUGAAGGGUGACCAGCAACAUCGACAGAUUUGUUAUGCAUUGCAACAGGUGGCAGACAACUGUGGUGGUCAAAUUUUUCGUAAGUGCGGUGAAUUCACCGCUGAACAAUUUCGGUCCUAUCGCAUUGUUAUUAUACGGCAAAUAGAGUCCAUAAUAAAUCGCCCUUUGACAGCCACCGAACAGGAGGUAGUAUUGUUCCCACGGAUUUGCUGCAAUACAAGCUGCCGUGAGUACGAUUUCAAAAAGCUAGUGGACUGCGAAAACUGUGGACAAAUCGCGUACUGUCGCGAUAAGCCGGAACAUUUUAACAAAUCUCAUCAGGAUUGGUGCAAGUCAUACCAACUGUUCAAGAAGCUAGAGUUAAUGCAGGCCAAAGGUGGAAAAAUCGAUCCGGCAAUGCCUAUGAAAAUACUGCAUGAUAUACCGGGAGCUUGUUCUAAUACUAAGCAGAUUCUGAGCAAAUUAGACUGUGCCGUUCAGGAUGAUUGUGAGUUUUCUGCGCUUAGUCAAAUAUCUACAUGUCCCUUGACAGCUUGGUAUGCUUUGAAGUUAUGUGGGCAUUUGAAGAAGUCGGAAGAAAUUACUAUACAUCUCAUCGGUGCUGAAAUCGAGUUUGAAGUGGAUGCUUUACACAAGUGGGAACUAUUCUUCUUACAUAUUAAUCCGAAUACCAAAAAAUUAAAUGUGGUUUUUGUCGGUCCGGAGCUAAAUCAGAGUAAUGUGCCCUUUGAACAAUUGGCGAAAACAAAAUGUUGCAGGUCAUGUCGUAAAAUACAGCGCGUGGUAAGUUACCGUUUUCAAAACCAACUGUACCAUGAUUACUUCAACUUGCCAACAUUCAUGACACCCGAUUUAAUUUGCUUCUUCAACGCUGGCUUAUAUCGUUACAAUGGUUUUCAAAUGGAGGAUACUUGGCCUGAAACUAUACGUAUUGCCACGAAUAUAAAAUGCCCCAUUGUCGUUACAUCCUAUACGGCGUAUGAGGCGCCACUCGACAUUUCACGAUUGAUUCAAGAAUCCAGUCGAAGAAUUAAUGUUAUUAUGCCACCAACUCUAAAUCCAUUUGCUUCUAAGAAGCCAGAGCGGAACUUUAUAUCGGAUGAGGAAGCACCAUUGAUGUUUAAGAACUAUUACUGUUUCCUAGUAGAGUAAAUAAACAAUUUCUCAUGAAAAAUCGUGCUUCAGGCAACGAUGAAAAAUA
Bactrocera tryoni is the source of this 2169-nucleotide messenger RNA. RefSeq lists its product as uncharacterized. Bases 219 to 2120 code for a protein of 633 amino acids. The record is from RefSeq and is a predicted model, not a curated record. Lineage: Eukaryota; Metazoa; Arthropoda; Insecta; Diptera; Tephritidae. The transcript is spliced from 9 exons. Gene Ontology annotation, cellular component: extrinsic component of mitochondrial inner membrane.